This is a messenger RNA of Talaromyces stipitatus ATCC 10500, 2975 nucleotides long. RefSeq names its product protein phosphatase regulatory subunit Gac1, putative. Gene Ontology annotation, biological process: regulation of glycogen biosynthetic process. Lineage: Eukaryota; Fungi; Ascomycota; Eurotiomycetes; Eurotiales; Trichocomaceae. Gene Ontology annotation, molecular function: protein phosphatase 1 binding; glycogen binding. Gene Ontology annotation, cellular component: protein phosphatase type 1 complex. The record is from RefSeq and is a predicted model, not a curated record. The transcript is spliced from 3 exons. The coding region runs from base 417 to 2441 and encodes 674 amino acids.
ACUUCUUCUCUUCCUUCUCAGCUUUUCUUCCUUUCUCUUCUCACGUUCCCCCCCUGACUAACGGGGCUCUUGCCGGCAAUUCUUUGGGUUGGAGAGACGAUUUUGUUCAAAGGAUGCUGGGAAUCUUUGUACAUGUCUGAGAACAGGUGAGUUGCCCGGUCGGGCUUAUAUUUGCAGUAUCAUCAGUUCAAAUGCCGUGGCUUCCUAUUUCACCACUUUUGGAUACCUCAGGACAUCAGGCCACCUACCGUGUCGUCACUUCCUCCACAACAUGCUCUUCCUCCAUCUUCAUCUCCAUACGAUUAAAUUCUUCAUCUUCCCCAGUCUACUGUCUCAACUAACAACCCCAGGGUGCAAACCCACUCAUAGUAGCCACUGGCUCCCUCGCUGUGAUAUCAUUGUACUCGAAGAAGACAAUGCCAUACACAUCGCCGCUUCAGAUGUCACCCACAGCGCCACUCCCACCUCAUCUCACGCAGACUCCAGUCACUCCAGUCACUGCAGAAGCAAUGCAUACUCACUCCUCCCCCUCUGAGACGGCGCCUGCGUCUUCCUCACAUUUCCUGUCACACGCACAUCCCCGAUCAACUUUACCUCGCUCGUCCUUUUCAUCACAGUCAUAUCUUCGUCGACACCGACGCAGUCCUUCAUAUAGCAAAGUGUCGCUUCCCAACGCAGAAAACACCUCGACCGACAGGACUUCAUUGUCUAUGACGGUCGACCCACAUGCCAGCCUUCGACAAUCGCCUCCCCCACGAAACAACGCCAUCAUUCCCUCAGGCGCCGUGAUAUCUCCACCAGAGUCGACGGGAAACUCGAGCGACGAGGAAGCGUCCCCAACCGAUGUUCGUCAUGUGGAUUUGAUCGACGCUGCUAUUCGGACGCUGAACGCGCAAAAGAAGAAUGAAGGCCUGGAGCAAGAGAAGAAGGAAGUUUCCAGCGUGCCUGCACUCACACCAGAAGCACGAAAGAUUUCUCAUUCGCGCUCGUCCACAGAAGGCAGUCUGCCGUUGAUUACCGACAUGAUAGAAACGUCUUCUGAGAGUGAUCGUGAUGAAGACGGCGACGAAGGACCGAAACCGCCCAUGGUUCGCAAGAAAUCGGGUGAAUUGGUUCGUCCGGCGUUGCGGUCGCGGCGUCGCCCUUCGAGCAUGCCCGGCACUCCCACAUUCUCGAAAAACGUCCACUUCGAUGCCCAGCUAGAACAUAUCCGACACUUUCUUCAGCUUGACAAACCAUUGGCGGUCAGUGCCAACACCUCACCGGUUGAAACAUACAAUGAGGAGCACGAGUAUCCGUUCAAUAGAAAGUCACAGCCGAGUGUCGAAUGGGAGAUCAAGUUGCCCAAUUUCCCCUCCAACCCAGCCGCCCGAAAGCAGCAGCCCAUCCGUUUGGAACGCGUGUUUUUCUCUCCUGAUCACAAAAACCUGGUGGGUGUGGUGUCUGUUGCGAAUCUGGCGUUUCAGAAACACGUUGUGGCUCGUUUCACUGUUGAUUAUUGGAAAACGGUAUCCGAAGUCACGGCGGAGUAUAACCACGAUAUUCGCAAAAGACAGGCCCACGAUGGAUACGAUCGGUUUGAUUUCAGUAUCAAACUGUCUGACAUCACAGACUUGGAAUCCAAGGUCCUUCAAGUCUGCAUUCGCUAUUCAGUGAACGGACAGGAAUACUGGGACAACAACGACAACAUGAACUACCAGAUCCAAUUCGUCAAGUCUGAAAAGACUCUAAAUAACGAAUCGGCUCAGCAAGCUCAACCUCGCGAUCGUGCUCGCGCAUUGCCUCGCAGUCGGCACAGUCCGUCUACCACAGCCCGGCCCCGUUCGAUGCCACCUGCAAGUUUUGACGACUUUGGCCCUUCGUUUGAUGGAAGCGAUCGACAUGACGAUGGAUUGGGAUUCCGGUUGUCCACCGUGGAUUCCUACGAUUUCUUGGAAGCACCCAAACCGAGAGAGAAGCCUAAUCGCCAAGCGUUUGGUAACCGAUAUGAUUUUGGACUGUCGCUUUCGGCUGCACGAAGCAGUGGUGCCACCGAAGACCGCACGACGUUGUCAGCAAAAGCAAAGUCGAUGUCUUCUCGAGGCGAGAGCCUGGCCACUGCCCAUGCUCAUCCAAAGGAUAGUUUCCAAGUGUCUGCUAUUGUGUCGAGCAAACCUCAUUUGGAGUCUCCUACCUACAAGGAAUUGGUAGACAAGUACUGCUUCUUUGGUUCGCCCAAAGUGGAAGGCAGUUUGAACUCUAGCAAGAGCAAUUCUGGCAGUGUCUCGCCGGAUCAAAUGCCCCGUGUUGACUCCGGAGUUGCCAUGAACUUGGCUACUGGAAACUCCUCAUCCGUUGGCGCCUUCAAUGGGUCGUCCGAUUUUCUCAAUUCCUUGUAUCGGGAACAUCUUCCUCGGUCUUCAUUUCUUUCUGAAUCGCAGCCUGCUGCUAUUCUUGGUUGAUCAACUCAUCUCCGACCACGACGAUACCUCACACAAUCUAGCCCAAGAUUGUGUGCAAAUCUUUCAACAUACACCUAAUAUCCUCUCGACAUGAUACCUGAGCAUAUCGACCACUUCUCUUCUAUCAGGGUUUAUCGAAUAUUUUUAUCGUCUAGGCAUUUUAACUGAGUUUGUUAUUGUGGGUUUAUCGGCGUUUUAACUUGUCGACGACAAGUAUUGUUGCAUUUGAUUCGCACGGAGUUUGGGAAAAAGUUCGUCGUUGUCGAUCGGUCGGUCGAUUGCAUCGAAUCGAACAUGGUUAUGCGGUUUUUCUUCUUCUUUUGUACUCUCUACUUGACGAUUCGAGAGGCGUUCCGUUUCGUUCCGUUCUGUUCUGUCAUAUAUAUUGUUAUCCUUUGCAGCCAUGAGUCCAAUGACCGUGGUGUUUGUCUUUGUCCGAGUUGUUUAUUUCGUUCAAUUGUCCGUCCGUCUGAUGAGAAGACGAUGUGAUGAGAUUAUGAGAUAAGAGUUAUGUUAUACAUAUUCAUAUGUCAU